AUUGUUGUUGUUUUUUUUUGACUGAGUCAGAGUCAAAUUACUUAAUUUUACACAUCUUCUGAAACCAAGUCUGAAUCGAUCCCUCUACAAUGGGCAAGGACGUUGGAACAGAUAGUUUGCCAUCCCCAACCCAAAAUCUCUUGAUAUGCGAAAGCAUUCAGAUUUCCUGGAACCCCAUGCUCCCAACUUCCUGAUUGAUGCACCAACGCACAAAGCAACAUCCAUCAAGACAUGCGCUGAUCUCAGACCGAUUGGAAGACAAAUUCUGCCAUCCGAUAUCAAUAGUGGAAGGGUUGAAAAGCUGGAAGGUCCAUGUGUUCUGCAGCUGCAGAAGUUGAGGAAUAUCUCUGCACCAAAAGAUAUCGAGUCCCAGGGAGGGCCGCGAAUGCUGCGCCUGCAAAUGACAGAUGGCCACACCACCUGUGUUGGAUUGGAAUUUCAACACUUGACCAAAAUCAGCCUUAAUACUCCCCCCGGAACAAAAAUUAAGCUCCUGGGUACAGUUCUGGUUAGGAAUGGGUUUUUGCUCCUUGAUGACUCAAACAUUUCUAUUCUUGGUGGAGAAGUCGAACACAUGGUGGAGAAAUGGGAACUGCAACGUAGUCUGGCUAAACACAGCAGAAACAACGUGGGAGCAGAAGGUGGGCCGCCUCCUUUUUUGGCAUUUGGCCAGAAGAACGCAAAGAAGGAUGAAAUAGACAGUGAAGCGCUUGACAAGAGAAAAACCCUUCAGACCGUCGUCAAAAUUGCUGAUGAGAAUGACGAGUUUGCAAAACAGCGGACGGCGGCCAUUGCUGAGGUGGCCAAAGGCAAAGAGGCUCCCCGUACAUUUGGUGGAGGAGGAAACGCAGGGAACAAUUUAUCCGCCACGACUUCACGGAACCGUGACAAGCACAGGCGGGAAGACAGGGUUGAUAGACAUGACAACAGACAAGAGGGAACCUAUCGAGAGCUGGUGGAUGAGCGUGCCCUCAGGGACAUCCUAGAUAUGGGUUUUAACAAGGAGGCAGCCCGGCAGGCCUUAAUGGAUAACAACAACAAUCUUGAGGUGGCGCUCAACUGUCUUCUCACGGGACCUUCGAAUAGCAGAUCCAACUCUGCGGUCGCUGACAAGCCUCAGCCUAGAGGCAGAGGAAGGGGACGAGGCCGCUUCAAGAAUGAUGAGGAGCAGGAGGCUGGAGGAAGGCCCUCUGGCCCAAGUACUCUUUUUGACUUCCUGGAAUCCAAGAUGGGUGUUUUCUCCAUUGAUGAGCCAAAGAGCCAGCCCCCCCAGAGACAUGAGAACAAUAAUUGGCAUGGUUCAGACCAUUACUCCAAAGAAGCUUCUCACACAAAGUUCUCCUCCCAUAAUGAUCAUCGGCAAAAAAAGAAUGACAGGCCACCCCGCUUUCACAGGGACGCAGACUUUCCCAAACCAGGACAGGAGCCCGUUUCGGACUGUACAACCUCCCAAAAUUCAUCAAUGCAGCAGUGGAAAGGUCAAGAUAGGUCAUCACGGGGAACACCAGACAGACAACCGAAUGACCGGAAAGAGAGUGAUGAUGAACAUAUUACUGCCUCUUGCUUCGCACCAUCGUUCACUCAUUCAAAGGAAACGCAACAGCAGGUGGAAUCAGUUGGAUCAUUUCCGCAGCGGUCAAGAAAUGAUGAUGGUGGGAACACGGCUGGCCCAUUUCUUCGGAGAGGGGCAAAGGACUAUGCACCCUCAUCCAAACUGGCGAAUCCUUCAGGAAAUGACAUAAUCCCGAACCCUAACCUAAACAACUUCAGGCGAAAAGCAAAACCUGACCGACCUGACUAUGUUGUGCGUCAAAAGGAUGGUGCGCCACCAAAGGGAGGGAGCUUCCGAACAUCCUGUGAAGUCCAAAUGUUUCAGGAUUCACAAUUCCUGACAGGGGGUCCAUCUAAUUACCAAAACGGAGAUGUGGCACCCAUAAGAACUGGUCCAAUCAAGCCUACUAAUACAACUGGUCCUACCUACAGGGAGCAGCCUCCUAAGCGGAACACUCAUAAUAAUUUCGGACCCAAAAGAAAGUCUGGGCCAGGUAAAGGUCAAGGUCCUCGAGGGGCAAUGAAAAUCACGAAUGUCGAUCAGACAUGGAAACCUGGAGAUCAGUGUCUUGCUCUGUACUGGGAAGACAGUAAGUUCUACCAUGCCAGAAUAGAUGCCGUGCAUCCAUCAGGCACCACAGCCGUGGUCGUGUUUAGUGAUUAUGGAAACUGCGAAGAGGUCCUCCUCCAUAACCUCAAGCCUGUUACUGCUGACAUCUUGGAGGAAGAUGAUGGCUACUAUGACAGUUCCCUCGAGUUUCGCCGUGGUGGAGAUGGACAGCCGAGGCGCACAAGACCAACCCAACAGUAUUACCAGCCACCCCGGGCACGGGAUUGAUGGCACCAUUUAGUCUGGCGGCUGAAUUUAUUUCUAGUUGGCAGGGUCUUCUCUUCAGUGCUAUGAUUGUCCUUCCGUAAAAGCUCGCGUUUAUGAACUGUGUAUGAACUCGGCUCUAACAUUGGAUUAAAUGAAGGAAAGAAUCUUUCAGCAUCACAUUAAUUCAAAGACAUUUUUCUAACCUUGUCUUAUUGUGUCUAACACGACCCAUCUUACAGGGUAUUAAAGAAAAAAACUGUUUCAAAUUUGAUGACUGGAAUCUCGCAUUGGAUAUAGAAUGUUUCUUCCUCCUCCUCGAAGCUCUCCUUCUUCGAUGCAAUUGGAUUGUGGUAAUGAGCUUGAACUCAAAAGUGGGUUUCUCAAUCAAGUUUUUACAUCGAUCCCGCGAGUGUUCCCUCAACUCUGAUGUCUGCGCACUGUUGGGACCUGGAGGGCUUUUCAAAGGGCUUACAAUGCAAAAAUGGCAACGGUAAACGGGCUGUCAGUUGUAUCGCGCUUUUCUACCUCGGGUCGUCAAAGCGCUUUACACGCUUACCUCAUUCGUCCCCUGAUGACGCAGCAUCAGGAGCAACUGGGGGGGGGGGGUUCAGUAUCUUGCUCAUGGACACUUCGACAUGCUCGCAAAUGGCCAUGGAUCGAACCACCAACCUGAAACGACCACUCUACCAGUGAACCAUGCCGACCUGGAAAAAAAAAGAGGAGCAAAAACUGACACUGAGCACUCGAUUUUGUUUUGGAUAUGACUGUAAUAAUGCGGGUUUCUUAAAAGGAUGAGUUGAAAUAAAACUUGAUGUAGCUA
This is a messenger RNA of Hippocampus comes (tiger tail seahorse), 3188 nucleotides long. RefSeq names its product tudor domain containing 3 (gene tdrd3). Gene Ontology annotation, molecular function: protein binding; RNA binding. Gene Ontology annotation, biological process: mRNA processing. The transcript is spliced from 13 exons. Gene Ontology annotation, cellular component: cytoplasm; nucleus. NCBI's taxonomy places the organism in Eukaryota, Metazoa, Chordata, Actinopteri, Syngnathiformes, Syngnathidae. Bases 146 to 2389 code for a protein of 747 amino acids. The record is from RefSeq and is a predicted model, not a curated record.